This is a messenger RNA of Fusarium oxysporum Fo47, 3234 nucleotides long. RefSeq lists its product as uncharacterized. The record is from RefSeq and is a predicted model, not a curated record. Gene Ontology annotation, molecular function: ATP hydrolysis activity; P-type calcium transporter activity; ATP binding. Lineage: Eukaryota; Fungi; Ascomycota; Sordariomycetes; Hypocreales; Nectriaceae. Bases 1 to 3234 code for a protein of 1077 amino acids. Gene Ontology annotation, biological process: intracellular calcium ion homeostasis; calcium ion transmembrane transport. The transcript has 4 exons. Gene Ontology annotation, cellular component: plasma membrane.
AUGUGUCCCAAGUCAACCCCCCCCGACAUGGAACAUCAUGUUUCUGGUCAAUCCAACAAACCGCUGUCGCGCCCAGCGCAUGCUUUGCCAGCUGAUACAGUUAUCCAAGAGCUCAACACGACCCCGGCUACUGGCUUAAGUGCUUCUGAGGCAUCGCAACGACUUGCUGAGUAUGGACCCAAUGAUCUUGGCGAGGAAGAGGGUGUGAAGCCCAUCAAGAUCUUCAUUGAGCAGAUCUGCAAUUGCAUGACCUUGGUCCUCAUUCUAGCCCUCGCCGCAAGUUUCGGUAUACAAGCUUGGAUUGAAGGCGGUGCUCUCGCUCUAAUUAUCCUCCUCAACAUUGUCAUAGGUUUCUUCCAAGACCUACAAGCCGCUCGAACCGUCCACUCUCUCAAGUCUCUCAGUCUCCCAACGGCCAACGUAUUCCGUGAUGGGAAGACAAUCACGAUCCAAACAAGCGAAAUCGUACCGGGCGACAUAAUCGAUCUCAAGAUGGGCGACUCUGUACCAGCUGAUAUUCGUCUCUUUGAAGUUUCCAACUUCGAGUCAAACGAGGCAUUGCUCACUGGAGAGUCUCUGCCUGUGCGCAAGAAUCCUACGAUGCAGUUCGAUGAUGACACAGGACCGGGCGAUCGUCUCAACGUCUGCUACAGCUCUACUAUCGUUACCAAGGGUCGUGGUAGAGGUGUUGUAUUUGCUACUGGGGCUUAUACUGAGAUAGGCGCUAUCGCAGCUGCUCUGAAAGACACAGGACGAAAGAGACGGGAAGUCAAACGUGACGACAACGGCAAAGCAUCAUUUGUAUCGCAUCUUACCAAAUGGUUGCUCACAACGUAUGAUGUUAUUGGAGAAUUUUUGGGCAUUAACGUGGGAACUCCCCUCCAGAGGAAGCUAUCGCAGCUAUUCCUCUACGUCUUCGGCUUCGCAAUCGUCUGCGCCAUCAUUGUCCUCGCAGCCAACAAAUUCGACCCACGCAAAGAUGUUAUCAUCUACGCUGUUGCUACUGCCGUGGGAACACUACCUGUCUCUUUGAUCUUGGUCUUGACUAUUACUAUGGCUGCGGGAACGAAGCAGAUGGUGGGCCGUAAGGUUGUUGUGAGGAACAUGCAGAGUUUGGAAGCACUUGGAGGAGUCACCAACAUCUGCUCUGACAAGACAGGUACCCUAACCCAAGGCAAGAUGGUGGUCAGAAUGGCCUGGCUUCCAGGACACGGCACUUACUCAGUGGAAUCUACGAACGAACCCUACAACCCUCAAGUUGGAGGUAUUGAAUUCACUCCUGUACAGCCUACAGAUCUACCAGCACAAGACCAAGAAGCAAAGUCACACAGCAUCAACCCCCAUGAUGAGCCCGAUACCAACGAAGCACUCAAGCAUUACCUGGACAUCGCUUCCCUUGCCAAUCUCGCUGUCGUAGAGAAAGGACACAAGGACAAUGGUCCGGAAGAGUGGCUUGUACAAGGUGAUCCUACGGAAAUUGCUAUUCAAGUCUUUGUGACUCGCUUCAACUGGAACCGCAUGUCCUUAUCAUCAGGACCAAGCCCAAGAUGGAAACAGCUGGCUGAGUUCCCGUUCGACUCAGAGGUUAAGAAGAUGUCGGUGGUAUUCCAAAAUACUCUUUCUAAAGAAACGCAUAUCUUCACCAAGGGCGCAGUCGAGCGGGUUCUCGGUAGCUGUGUAUCUAUGGAAGAGUCUGGUAGAAUUGAGCCUCUCGACGAACCGGCAAAGGAAACCAUCUUGGCCAACAUGGAGGCAUUUGCACGUCUUGGUCUUCGAGUCCUCGCCCUUGCUAGUCGAUCCCCUGUCACUGGUCUCCCUGAAGAUCUCUCAUCAGCCAUCGACAGAUCUGAGUUUGAGAAGGACCUGGUAUUUCGCGGACUCAUCGGUAUCUAUGACCCCCCACGCCCUGAGACACGCGAAAGUGUGCAGAUGUGCCAGAAAGCUGGUAUCAGCGUGCACAUGCUAACCGGCGACCAUCCCGAAACCGCACGAGCCAUCGCCGCCGAAGUCGCUAUCAUCCCGUCCCCAGAACGAAUGCGAAUGGUCAGGAGGGAUAUUGCCGACACGAUGGUUAUGGCAGCUCAUGAUUUUGAUCAUCUUUCAGAUGCGGACCUCGACGCGAUGCCGGAGUUACCGCUUGUUGUAGCGCGUUGCUCCCCCACGACAAAGGUUCGCAUGAUCGAGGCUUUGCAUCGCCGUGGACGCUACGUUGCCAUGACUGGUGAUGGAGUCAAUGACAGUCCUAGCUUGAAGCACGCUGAUGUCGGUAUUGCGAUGGGUCUCAACGGCUCGGAUGUUGCAAAAGAGUCUUCUGAUAUCAUCUUGACCGACGACAACUUUGCCUCUAUCCUUAAUGCUAUUGAAGAGGGCCGCCGGAUUUUCGACAACAUCCAAAAGUUCAUCCUUCAUGUCCUUGCUGCCAAUGUCGCUUUCGUCACCUGCCUUCUGGUAGGGUUGUCCUUCAAAGAUGACAGCGGUGUAUCUAUCUUUGUCUUGACACCUGUUGAGAUUAUUUGGAUGUUGCUUGUUGCUGGAGCGUUUACGGAGACUGGCCUUGGGUUUGAGCAAGCGAGUCCUGAUAUUCUUCGUCGACCACCUCAAAGCCUCAAGUAUGGUGUUUUCACCCCAGAGUUCCUAGUUGACCUCGUGGUCUAUGGUAUCCUCAUGCUAAUCAGCAUCCUUGGUUCUUCAGUCAUCGUUCUAUACGGCUUCAACGACCAAGGCUUGGGACAUGACUGCAACAGCGAAUACUCUGCCUCCUGCGACACAGUAUUUACAGCCAGAUCAACAGCUUUCACCACAAUGACAUGGGACUUUCUACUCUUUGCUUGGCAACUCGUUGACUUCCGUCGCUCAUUCUUUGCUGAGAUCUUCGAAAAGGGUGGCAGUUUUAAGGCCUGGACAAAGCGUCUCUGGAAGAAUCCCUUCCUCUUUUGGUCUGUCACUUUGAGUACUGUUCUCAUUCCACCAACACUCUACAUCCCUGUCAUCAACCAUGUUGUCUUUAUGCACAAUCCCAUCACUUGGGAAUGGGCAGUUAUCUUUAUUGCAGUUGGUGUUUUCUUUGCUGGGGCGGAGGGUUAUAAAUGGGCUAAGCGUGUUUAUUUCCGACGUACGGUGGCGAAGGAGUUUCGAAAGGAUAUCACCGAUGUUGAGCUUUAUGCUUUUGGCCGGUACAUGGAUGGUUCAGAGGAUGGUAGCGAGUCGAACUGCGAUGUUGACAAGAAGUGUUAG